GGCAUCCUGGGGGACAUGGAGAAGGCCCUGAGCAGGCAGACGGACCCCUCUCCCACUGUCCGGAUGCUGCCUACCUAUGUUCGAUCCACUCCACAUGGCACUGAGCAGGGCAAUUUCCUGGUGCUGGAGCUAGGAGCCUCAGGAGCCACUUUGCGGGUACUGUGGGUGACGCUCACGGGCACCAAUGGUCCAAGAAAAGAACCAAUAAGCCGGGAGUUCACUAUCCCCACAGAAAUCAUGCUUGGCACUGGUCAACAGCUCUUUGACUUUGCUGCUAGCUGCUUGGUGGAAUUCUUGAACCAGCUGAAGGUGGGAUCUCAGCACAUCCAGCUGGGGUUCAACUUCUCCUUCCCCUGUCACCAGACGGGCCUUGACCGGAGCACACUUAUUUCCUGGACCAAAGGCUUCCAGUGCAGUGGCGUGGAAGGCCAGGAUGUGGUACAGCUGCUGAGAGAGGCCAUCCAGAGGCAGGGGGGCUACAGCAUCGAUGUGGUGGCUGUCGUGAACGACACGGUGGGCACCAUGAUGAGCUGUGAUCCCAGGCCCCAGGCUUGCGAGAUUGGGCUCGUUGUAGACACGGGCACCAACGCGUGCUACAUGGAGGAGGCCAGGCACGUAGGAGAGCUGGGGGAAGACCAGGGCCGGGUCUGCGUCAACGUGCAGUGGGGUUCCUUUGGAGACAGCGGGGCCUUGGAACCUGUGCAGACGCCCUUUGACCUCCUGCUGGACCGCGAAUCCUUGAACCCUGGGACUCAAAGGUUUGAGAAGAUGGUUGGGGGUCUGUACCUGGGGGAACUCGUCCGCUUGGUGCUGACACACUUGGCCGGUCAGAGGGCCCUCUUCGAUGGCGCCACGUCCCCCGCCCUGCUCACCCGUGGCUCUGUGCCCAUAGAGCGUGUGAUGGAGAUGGAGGAUCCCUCCCAGGGCAGGGCUCGGGCCCAAGCUGUGCUACAGGGGCUGGGCCUGAACCCCAGCAGCCAGGACUGCCAGUGGGUACAGCAGGUGUGUGGGGCUGUGUGUGCCCGGGCUGCCCGCCUCUGUGCCGCUGCCCUCGUCGCCAUCCUUGCCCGAGUGGAGCACAACCAGGAGAGAUCCCAGCCGGGCAUAGCCGUGGCGACAGGGGGCCACAUUUAUGAGCAGCAUCCCAGGUUCAGCACCAUCCUGCAGCAGACGGUGAAGCUCCUGGCUCCGGAUUCUGACGUCACCUUUGUCCCCUCAGAGGAUGGGAGGGGCUGGGGGGUGGCUGUGGUGACAGCCGUGGCCUCUCGCCUGGCAUUACAUCGGCGUCGGCUGGAGGAGACCCUGGCACCCUUCCGCCUCAACAUUCAGCAGCUGAAGGCCGUGCAGGUCCAAAUGCGAGAGGCCAUGGUGCGGGGGCUCCGGGGAGAGGCCUCCUCCCUCCCCAUGCUGCCCACCUAUGUCUGCUCUACGCCCGAUGGCACCGAAAGGGGAGACUUCCUGGCUCUGGACCUUGGGGGCACUAACUUCCGGGUACUCUUGGUGAAGGUGGGCAGUAAAAGCGAAGGAGGCGUCAAGAUCACCAACCAGGUCUUCUCCAUCCCCGAGAGUGUGACCCAGGGGACUGGGCAGCAGCUCUUUGACCACAUUGUAGAUUGCAUAGUGGACUUCCAGAAGGAGCAUGGCCUGAGUGGGCGGAUUCUGCCCCUGGGUUUCACCUUCUCCUUCCCCUGCAAACAGCUUGGCUUGGAUCAGGGUAUCCUCUUGAACUGGACCAAGGGCUUUAAGGCAUCAGACUGUGAGGGCCAGGAUGUCGUGGCCCUGCUUCGAGCUGCCAUCAGACGCAGAAAAGGAGUGGAGCUGAAUGUGGUGGCCAUUGUCAACGACACAGUGGGGACCAUGAUGUCCUGUGGGUACGAGGACCCCCGCUGCGAGGUCGGCCUCAUUGUAGGAACUGGGACCAAUGCCUGUUACAUGGAGGAGGUGUGCAACGUGUCUUCGGUGCCUGGGGACCAAGGCCGCAUGUGUAUCAACAUGGAGUGGGGUGCCUUCGGGGAGGAAGGCUUGCUGAAAGAGCUCUGUACACCCUUCGACAUUAACGUGGAUAAAUCCACCAUCAACCCGGGCAAGCAGAGGUUUGAAAAGCUGAUAAGUGGCAUGUAUCUGGGGGAGAUCGUGCGCCAGGUCCUCUUGCAGCUGACCCACCUCGGGGUCCUGUUCGGUGGCGAGGUGUCCCAGUGCCUUCAGACCAAGGAUAUUUUCAAGACCAAGUUCCUGUCUGAGAUCGAAAGCGACGGCCUGGAGAGGCGGCAGGUCCGGGCUAUCCUGGGCACGCUGGGGCUGCGGGUGAACUGUGACGACGCCCUGAUGGUCCGGGAGGUGUGUCAGGCCGUGUCCCAGCGGGCCGCGGGGCUCUGCGGGGCUGGCGUGGCUGCUGUGGUGGAGAAGAUUCGGGAGAACCGAGGUCUGGAGGAGCUGAGUGUGGCAGUGGGGGUGGACGGCACCCUCUACAAGCUGCACCCCCACUUCUCAGAGCAGGUGAAAGACACAGUGCAACGCCUGGCACCGCGGUGUUCCGUCACAUUCCUGCAGUCGGAGGACGGUUCUGGGAAAGGGGCCGCCCUGGUCACCGCAGUUGCUUGCCGUCUGGCGGGAGCCCCUUAGGCUUGCUGAGGGGAUCCGCCCACAGGUCCUACCCCCCUGGAGACUCCUCCCCUCCCCACUGGUGGGCCUUGCCCCACGGAGGAGAGACCUUUUAGCAAUAUAUAUCAUUUAUUUACAUUAUUCACGUCCGCUAAAAUCCCUACACGCCCAGCCGGGCAAGGCUGUAUGUACAUAAGGCCAAGUGUAAGUACUUGAAUGCACUUUGAAUACAGAAUUAGAAAAAAGAAACGGUCUUUACACAACACGCCCUGGGGGUGGGGCGGGACAGGGGAGGGCUGGGCCUGCCCCGGCUCCAGGGACUGACACACUACAGCACAGACACUCGCCAAUGUACAACGCAUGACUCCCUUUGCAUAUACACCCGCCCCGCAGGGCCUGAGGAGGGGGAGGGGCG
Molecule: messenger RNA, 3016 nt
Organism: Gracilinanus agilis (Agile Gracile Mouse Opossum)
Lineage: Eukaryota; Metazoa; Chordata; Mammalia; Didelphimorphia; Didelphidae
Gene: HK3
Product: hexokinase 3
Exons: 17
Coding region: 16-2622 (868 amino acids)
Biological process (GO): glycolytic process; glucose 6-phosphate metabolic process; intracellular glucose homeostasis
Cellular component (GO): cytosol; mitochondrion
Molecular function (GO): mannokinase activity; fructokinase activity; D-glucose binding
Source: RefSeq, a predicted model, not a curated record